Molecule: messenger RNA, 2839 nt
Organism: Cinara cedri
Lineage: Eukaryota; Metazoa; Arthropoda; Insecta; Hemiptera; Aphididae
Source: the annotation of a GenBank genome assembly
AUAAUUAAUUAAAAUGAGAUAUUAAAAUUAACAAUACACUUGUAGAUCAUCAUACGUCGUUGAUAGAUGGCAGUACUAGUAUAUUAGAGUUCCAUGUCCGGUCAAUAAAAACACGGGUGAUACAGGUUAACCUAAUCGAGUAGGGCUGGUUGUUAUCAUGAUAAAAUUUAGUUAUGCUUAUGAAUUGUGAUUAUUUUUAUAAUCUCUUUAGUCCUUGGUUAAAUCAUAAAUAUUAAAGAUUAUUAUUAAAUACAAAUAAUAUCCACAGAUCUACUAAAACAAUAUAUUUUUCACCUUUAAUAACUUCAUAAAUAAUAUUAACUAUUUCUGUGUAAAAAAAAUGUAUCAUACUUUUUGAUUAUAUACCUAUAUUACAAAGAUUAUUUGAAUUACUUAGCAUCAAGAUCACAUCAUUACUGGAAUGAUUUAAAUUCUUAAAUAGUUAUAUUAUUAUUCAAUCAAAAUGGUGAGUGAUAAAAGUAACAUUAAGUAAUAACCAUUAAACAUUUAAUAAGAAUAAUUAAAUGAUUUAUUUUGAAUGUUAAUUAAUAUAUAGCUCAUAAAUGUAUGUGAUCCAAUCAUUAAUGCCAAUAUAAAAUUGGACGGGAAUUGUAUAUCGAGAGAAGAUUAUGCUGUAGAAAAUCUUAUAUCGUCAAAUGAAAGUGUUCGAAAAAGAGGAUUCCUGUGCGAAACUUUUAUUCGACCACCUAUAAGUUUAACAGUCUCUUUCCCAUUUGUGUUUGACAUUAGGUACGUGGUUAUUGGUACAAGAGUUGGCGGUCAAAAGUCUUCGGGGUUUCAAGUAUCAUCUGGACGCAAUGACAAUGUACAAAAAAUCUGUUCUAUAAUCACUGAAAAAGAAUCAAUAGUAUUUCAUGAUAAUAAUACUGAUUUAUCCACCUUUGGAAAUGAUUAUGAAAUAUGCUGUUUUAAUAUAUCGGCAAGUAGAUGUAUCAGAUCCGCUGAAAAGUUGUCAGUACGUAUUUUUAAAACAGCUAAUUCUAUACCAGCAAUUAGCAAGUUGGAAAUUUGGGGGAAAAUAUCAUUUAGUGUACCCAAAGAAAUUAGACAAGCAAUCAUUAGCAAUUGGGUAGAAAAUAAAAAUCCAAAGAAGGAAAAACUACAAAUUACUCAUGUACAAUCAGUGACAGAAAAAUAUGCUGAGAAAAAUAAUAUUUUUAAAAUUUGUGAUGACUUUUUAGAUUCAAUUACGUUUGAAGUGAUGAAUUUUCCUAUGGUCUUACCCAGUGGAAAAUAUGUGGAUAUAUCAACAAUAGAAAAAUGCAGUGAAAAUGAUUCCAUGUAUGGACGUAUGCCUUGUGAUCCUUUCACUGGCAUUUCAUAUACGGAAACAUUAAAACCUCUGUCAGUGCCUGAACUGAAAGGACGAAUAGAUUCGUUCUUAUUAAAACACUCAAAUAAUGAAUAUGUAAAGAGUUUACCCCGUGUGGUGGGUAAACGUAGUUUCAGUUUUUAUACUGAAAGACAAGCUAAAACUGCCAAAGUACAAUGUAAUACUUGCAACAAUUGUUAUAAUAAUAAUAUGUAUUGUUUACCUUGUAAACAUUAUCAAUGUAAAAACUGUCUGCAAACUAUGAUUAUUGAAUGCAAAAUUUGUCACAAAAAUUUUAAUCGAAGUCAAGUUGAAAAACAUCAUGAAAAUCAAUAGGUAUAAAAGGUUUUUAUUACUACUUCUAUUGAUUUUAUCAUAUUUAUUAUAUAGGAUGUAUACAAUAAACAUAUUAUAUAAGCUAAGUUAAAGGACGAUUUGAAAAUAAUUUUCUACUGGCGGCGGUAGUAUACCUUAUCAUAAUAUAGAUAAGUUAACUGGUAACAUCCAAAUCUCACCGGCUUACACUAUGACGGGUUACUCCGCCAUCACCAGCAGAUAAACAUUUUCUAAAUAUUGUCACUAUUGUGUACAACUUAUUUAUAUUAACUAAAAUCAAUGCUACUUUCAAUACAUUAAUACGAAAAAAUCUUAGUGUUGACGAAAUUUACCAUCUAAUGAAAUAUCAAGUACAUAAAAACUUGAUACUCACAUAUACUGUCUUAGUCUAACCAACUGGAAAAUAACAAAAACGUCCUUGCUUAGACUAUGCAUAACUUACUUGGUUUUGGUCUUAGAGUAAAAAUACCCAUUAUAAAAAAAAGAAGGCAAUAUUCCGAAAAGCAAAAUGGUGCGUUUUUUUUUGUUUAUUUUAAAUAUUAAUUUGAAUAUGCUCAAUUCAUUGUUAAGAAAAUAACAUCUAAUUCAACAUUUUUAAAUUGCUGUAACAUUUCAAACAAUUAAUUUUAAAAGAAACACAUCUCCUUGUUCCCUAGAAUAUUAUUCUCUUUUAAUUUUAUAAUAUAUGAUUUUACUUUAAAACUAAAAUUGAAUAAGUUCUUCACAUUGUCAGAAAUUGUGGGUAGCUUUAAGGGUCUAAGCCAGUUCAAAACAUUUAAACAGAUAAAUUACUAAUUAGUUAUUGGUAAUUAUUAAAAAAUUUGUCCGUUUAUAAGUUUUGAGUAGGCAAUUUCCACUAAAGGUUCUACGCAGUUUGCGUAAAGAUGAUUUUGCUAUAUUGCCCAUUAAUAAGACUGAGACAGCACAUGUGGAUAUAACAUCCUCUUAAGAGGAAUAAUUGUGAUACCUGUUGAACAUUUUAUAAUAGUUUUAUGUUUUCUUUAUUAUUUUACAACUAUGGAUUUUAUAAAUUUGAUAUAGCAUAGGUGCUUGAAUGUAUACCAUCCGUAAUGUAGAUGUAUGAAGAUCUUCUAAAACUAUGAUUAACAUUAUGAAAUAAUAUACCAUUUACAUUUCAGUCUAAACAACAUACUUAUAAUAUUAUAGUUA